Suillus subaureus is the source of this 2220-nucleotide messenger RNA. RefSeq lists its product as uncharacterized. The coding region runs from base 1 to 2220 and encodes 739 amino acids. The record is from RefSeq and is a predicted model, not a curated record. The transcript has 3 exons. NCBI's taxonomy places the organism in Eukaryota, Fungi, Basidiomycota, Agaricomycetes, Boletales, Suillaceae.
AUGGAGCGUGUCUCCUGCAAAUCUCACCCACCCGCACAACUACAUAAUCUAGUGCCUUAUGACCAGUGGUUUAUAACCCACUUGGAUGAUAACCAGAAAGUCAAACAGGUCAAGCAUUGGAUACUUUCCAAAUGCAAUAUCAUCCCAACGCCAUAUCUCCCCGCUCAGCGCCCAGUUUCUCCUAUCACGUUUGCUUCCAGCAUCAGGACACGUACCUCAAUCGAUAGUAUGGACGACGGUUAUAACGAGGAUGACGAGGAUGACGAGGACUCGGAUGACUUCGAUGACUUUUCCUAUCGCCACCCAGAACUCAGGCGUCAGACUAUACAUUCUCGUCGACCCGGAAAGACAUCAACCGCAUCUGCUUCACACACCAUUCAACCUGGCAGUAGUCCAGUCACCGACCAAUAUACCCUUAUUUCCUUCUCAACCGGAACAAUUCUAGAAGAUGACUAUGCCCUAUCGUGGUAUAACCUUCGGCCUUGUGAACUUCUAGAGAUGCACCGCUCAGGAAAGGUCGUCCAGUUACCAAGAGAAAUUAUGUCGGAGUAUGUCCAACCCUACUUCGAGUCUAAAGCUAGGGCCCUCCGUGCAGUAUGGAGUAUAAAGUCGGGCCGAUUCGAAUCCCCUGCGGCCACCGGCAAUAGGUUAAAUGCAAGAAGCAGAGACAAGAUAUCUACUAUCCAGACUCCUUUGCAACCCGAAAAGAAGAGGAGAAAGGCUAAAGUUGAAUGGAAAGAUCGAUGGAUAGUCAUAAAUCAUGGCACGCUGUCUCUUUGUAAGGAUUCCUCCGGUGGGACUCCUUUGCAUCAUUUCCCGCUGACAUCAUUACGCGCGCUUCGUGGCGCAGAGUCUCUUGCAAGAGCUUGUUCCAUCAUUGCAAAACAACGCGUUGUUUGUCUCAAGUUUCAAGGCAAGGAGUUCUUGGCAUCCUCCUUCCCUGCCUCUUCACCGCCCAUGUCUCUCCCCUCGUCUCCGAUUGUAGAAGACUGGAAAACAGACGUGCAAAUUGAAGCAACAGAUAUCACCUCUCUACCGGACAAAACCACUUCAACCCCAAAAGAACCUUCAGACGACCACCAUAAGAACUCCCCGUCCUCCGACUAUAAUCCGGAAGACAUCUGCCGCGGGGAAGGCGAAUGGCUCGUCCUCGAUUUGCUUGACGACCAUGCUUUCUCGAACAUCCUCCGCAUCCUUCACCGCUACACCUCUUAUCCAAUAUCAUCAUCGUUCCUCCCCACCUCAUCAAUCAUCACAGUCGCAAACUACUGGAAUAAUGUGUCUUCUCCCGCUCUCACGCCUUUUGUUUACUCUUCUCCAUAUGAUUCUCUUCCAUACCCGGAAUGGCGCAUGAAAACCGUCGAGACCGCGCGCAAGGCUGGCAUGGGGGACGUCGGAAAACCCCUCGCACUCGUCUUAUGGUGCGAAAAUGCCCGCCGAGAAUCCUCAUUGCACGACACCUGCAAUCCGCGAUUCGCUUUCUCACAAGGAAUGGGUCAUAAAUCUUCCAGUAGUUCUUUUACGCCAUACUCGGACUCAGAAUCAGACGAAACUGAUGGAGACAGCGAGAUGGAGUGGGAGGGUUGGAUGAGGGACCUGGAAAGGCAAGGAAGCGUGAAGCAGCACAUGCAUCAUCAGAAAAUCGUUCAUUCACCUAGUGAUUCCGAGCACCAACCACCAAGUCCCUCACCCCUAUCUACCCCACCACUUUCAGACGUAUCCUCUUGGGGCUCACCCCCACACUCAUCCCCCGCAUACCCCACGAUCAACAAUGUCAUCCAAUGCGCGGACCCUUUUUCCCGCACUUCUUUCGAAUCACGUGUGCCUGGGUGGAUCAAGAAUACGACGGUUAGCACCGUGAGCGUGGGCACUGCCCCACACACGUCUCCAAGGAGACGAUCUUCGACGCUCACUCCAGGCAGCUUAUCCAGGCUAAUGAAAGACUGGGAAAGGGGAGACGCCAUUCGUCCAUCAACUGCUAUUAAUGGCUCGCGUACGGGAGCGCCAUCGUCAUCAUCACGAGGCACCCAUAUCCGACAUGCACAUUCAGGAUCCAAUCUCCGUUCAGCCCCGACAGAGAACCUCCAUCGCGCACAAGACGCAGAAGGUUCAAGUACUGGAAAGAAAAAGGUUGGUAUCGUGAGGGGUAUGUCGAUGCGGGCAGAAAAACUUGUGAGGGGACUGGACGCUGCCAUAGACUUUGUUGAUAAUCAUCCUUAG